Podarcis muralis (Common wall lizard) is the source of this 936-nucleotide messenger RNA. RefSeq names its product olfactory receptor 5V1-like. Gene Ontology annotation, cellular component: membrane. NCBI's taxonomy places the organism in Eukaryota, Metazoa, Chordata, Lepidosauria, Squamata, Lacertidae. The record is from RefSeq and is a predicted model, not a curated record. Gene Ontology annotation, molecular function: olfactory receptor activity; G protein-coupled receptor activity. Gene Ontology annotation, biological process: G protein-coupled receptor signaling pathway.
AUGGACACAGAGAAUCAAACCCAGGUUGGGGAGUUUAUCUUCUUGGGUCUCUCCAGAGCCCCAGGUGACCAAGCUCCCCUCUUCUUGGUCUUCCUAGCUGCCUAUUUGGCCAUCGUCACGGGCAACCUCAUGAUAUUAAUGGUGGUCCUGAUGGAUUCCCGCCUUCACAGCCCCAUGUACUUCUUCCUCAGCCACCUCUCUUGCUUGGACAUUUGUGUUUCUUCUGUCGUUGUGCCAAAGAUCCUGGUGAACCUUCUGCGCCAGAGUCACACCAUCUCCUACAACCAGUGCAUGGCACAAACAUUCUUUCUGAUUGGCUUUGCUGGGUGUGAGCCUGCCCUGUUAGCCGUCAUGGCCUAUGAUCGCUAUGCCGCCAUUUGCCAGCCAUUGCACUACAGCCGUCUCAUGAGGAACAGGCUGUGCAUCCAUCUCGCUGUGGCCUCCUGGGUCUGGGGCUUCCUGGACUCAGCGAUUCACACUGCCUUGGCCUCCAAGCUUCGCUUCUGUGGAGCCAACCAGAUUCCACAAAUCUUUUGUGAUGUGCCACCACUGUUGAAGAUCGCCUGCAGUGAUACGAGCAUCAAUGAACUGGCCACUCACAUCACCAGCAUCUUUGUGGGUCUGAGCCCCUUCCUCUUCAUCAUCUUCUCCUAUUUCUACAUCCUGGCCUCCAUUCUGAAGAUUCACUCCAACACUGGCAGGAAGAAAGCCUUCUCCACCUGUGCCUCACACUUGGUUGUGGUCACCCUCUGUGUCGGAAACGGAUUCCUAAACUACAACCGCCCAAGCACCGGCUACUCUCUGGAGAUAGACACACUGAUCUCCGCGAUGUUCUGCAUUGUCACCCCCAUGCUGAACCCCCUCAUCUACAGCCUCCGCAAUAAGGAGGUGAAGGAAGCCCUGAGGAAGCUUCUGAAUUGCCGGGGGAUAGUUUGA